Molecule: messenger RNA, 1036 nt
Organism: Tricharina praecox
Lineage: Eukaryota; Fungi; Ascomycota; Pezizomycetes; Pezizales; Pyronemataceae
Product: nucleophile aminohydrolase
Exons: 7
Coding region: 115-795 (226 amino acids)
Cellular component (GO): proteasome core complex
Molecular function (GO): threonine-type endopeptidase activity
Source: RefSeq, a predicted model, not a curated record
CAUAUCCACACGGCCUGCCGCGUCGAACCUCACCGCCCUAGCUCCCCCCACCACCACCACUGCCACUAAACUCAACCACCAACAUAUCCAUCCAUCAACACUUGCCACGAAACCAUGCCUUCCGGAAAUCUGAGCGUCGAUGGCAUCCAUGUCGACAUGGAGCAUCUCAAGAAGGGCGAGGUCAACCUCGGAACCUCAAUCAUGGCGGUGACCUUCAACGGUGGGGUUGUGCUCGGCGCCGAUUCUCGAACAACCACCGGAUCGUACAUCGCGAACCGAGUCACUGACAAGCUUACCCAAGUUCACGACACCAUCUGGUGCUGUCGCUCCGGAUCGGCCGCAGAUACUCAAGCAGUCGCGGAUAUCGUCCACUACCACCUCCAGAUGUACAAUGUCCAGAAUGCUCAGCCACCUACCACUGCCAUCGCCGGCGCCAUCUUCCAGGAGAUCUGCUACGCAAACAAGGAUCAGCUGAGUGCGGGCAUCAUCAUUGCCGGCUGGGACAAGCGCAGAGGUGGAGAAGUGUACUCAAUCCCAUUGGGCGGUUCCCUUCACAAGCAGGCGUAUGCCAUCGGCGGCUCCGGUUCGACAUACAUCUACGGUUACUGUGAUGCGAACUGGAAAGACGGCAUGACCGAAGAGGAGGCAGUUGAGUUUGUGAAGGGAUCGUUGACGGAGGCGAUCAAGUGGGACGGAAGCUCGGGUGGUGUUAUCAGGAUGGUGGUGCUCACCGAGCGAGGUCCCGACCGGAAGAUCUUUUUCCCGGAUGAGGACUACAAGGGCGAUGGAAAAUAGAUCCGCGUCUUUUUCACGAAGGCGUCUGAGAUGAAUUUGACAGGCAUAGGCGCGCUUUGUUGUACUAGAUGUUUGGCAACGUUUGAUCACUCUGUGGCUAUUGUGAGGCCGAGAGACACAUAUUGCCCGAGCACGAAUGCUAGGUUUGCUCUCCUCUGUAUUUGUAUCCCGCGGCUGUAGGGUGCGAUACCGCGGGUUAUUAGAUAUCCAGAGGUGGUAUGUAAAAAAGUGCAAUUAAAGC